UUAAACAUCACCGAAAUAAAUUACACCGAACCAAACCCUAACGAAACUUGCCAUUAAAUACUUAACUCAAUAUAAAUUGUCAUUAGUGCAUUGUCAUUGACUUCUACGACUGUAAUAAGAAUUGGAAAAUUGUAUAGUCAUUGAAUUAACUUUUUUUCUUCAUUAUUUGUGUGCCUUCAAUCGAUCAUCGCAUCCAUUUUAAUCGACGCACCAUCAUAAGGAGGAAUACCUAAUCUCGGUGUUGUGAUAUUAUUGAAUUCAUAUUAUUGAUACAAUUGUCAAUAUCCUUCAUCAUACUCCCCAAUACAUUGGUUUUUUUUCCAUAUAACAAAUCAUAUACUUUUCUUUAACAAUUCGGGAAAGGUAUACCUAAACCUCAUGUCUUCAGAUCAUCCCCAUUCAAGGAAGACCGAUCAUAGUGAAGAAGAAUCGAGUAAACAAAGUCUCCAUCGUCUUUUACCACUUCAAAGAGCUCAUACGAUAUCCAACGGAGUAUUAAUGCAUUCUCGAACUCAUGGAAAGAAAGUAUCAUUUUCCAAUCUUCAAUUAGAGAGCAAUGAUGUAAAGAAUAAUACUAAUAGUGAGAUCAAUUCAACUAGUUCAUCACAAACUUCUUCACAAAAUUCAAGUGAUGAUGAUUAUUUAGGAGUUGUUGAUGAUGAAGACGAAUUCUUUGAUUCAACGUUAGUACCGAUAUCUCAUACUAAACAUAGUCAUCCACAUCCACAUCCACAAUCUAAUAGACGUCAUGCAAAAUUUACAACUUCAGUUACUCCAUCACCUCAAACUAUGUCUCCAUGUACAUCAACAGUUCUUACUCCAACUACAUCCAAUUCAGGAACAAUGUCAUUGAGUAAUAGUACUACAUUAAAAAAGAGAAAUUCACUUAAAAGAGUUAUAAGUAAUAAUAGUGCUAAUUCCAUAAAUAUUUUACUUAGUGAUAAAUUAGCCAUGUCAAAAUUAGAUUCUACAUUGUUGGAUUCACUUAAUUCAGCAUCUUCGAGUCAAUCAAAUCUACUCCCAGAAUUCAAUAAAAGACCAUUGACUGAUACACCUAUUGUAUCUAGCCUAACAUCACCAAUAACAAGAGAACAGAGCAGUGAUGAUGAGGAGGAAGAAGAAGAAUCCGACUUAAAAAAGACUGAAGAUGAAACAGAUACGGAGAUUGAGGUUGAUGAUAAAAACAAAAAGAAGCCUUCCAGUGAUUCUGAAUCAACUCCACUUAAGAAAACUAAGAAUAUAUCUCAUUUAAAUUUAACUGAUUUAGUUGAAGAAGAAACCAAAAAGGGUGAAAAGCAUGCAAAACCUCAAGAACCUCCAUUAAUAAGAAUUGACAAUAAUAAUAAAUCAUCAUCUAUAAGUCCCUUAACUGUAGGAACCCCAAUACUAACCCCUACUUCAUCACAUUCUACUAAAUCAGGAACAAAAUCUCCUGAUCAAUUGAUUGCAAUGAAUGCAGCCAUUAAAGCUCAUUUACUUCAGGAUUUACCAGUUGAUCUUCAAGAACAAUUUGAAAAGACUCCAUCAAUUGAAAAAUUAAAGAAUUUAUUACUUACUAAACCUCCACCAUCAGCCAGAAAGACAUAUACUUUAAAUAUUCCUGGUCAAACAUCUUCAAAAACAUCUCCAGAUGGAAAAAUUGCUCAAGUAGAUAUUGGAUCAAAGCUUGUAAUUGUUAUGGUUGGACUUCCAGCUAGAGGGAAAAGUUAUAUUACUAAUAAAUUAACAAGAUAUCUUAAUUGGUUACAACAUGAUUGUCGUGUUUUCAAUGUUGGAAAUACUAGACGUAGAGAUAAGAAUAAUGCUGGACCAGAAAAGAAACCAUUACCUGAUACUCAUACCCCUAAUAAUGAGACGGUUGAAAAAGUAGAAGAAUUUCCAGAAUUUCCAAAAUCUCCAUCUCAACAAGAGCAUAAUGCUGAUUUCUUUAAUCCUGAAAAUAAAUCAUCUACAGCCAUGCGUGAGAAAUGGGCUAUGGAUACUCUUGAUCAAUUAUUAGAUUAUAUUUUAAAAGGUCCAGGAUCAGUUGGAAUCUUUGAUGCUACUAAUUCUACUAAGAAAAGAAGAUUAAAAGUUUAUAAAAGGAUUAAACAAGCAUCUAAUGGAGAAUUAAAAGUAUUAUUUCUUGAAUCAAUUUGUACUGAUCCUAUUAUUAUUGAAAAUAAUAUAAGAUUGAAAUUAUCAGGUCCUGAUUAUAAAGAUAUGGAUCCAUCUGAAGCACUUAAUGAUUUUAUUGGUAGAUUAAGGAAUUAUGAAAAGGCAUAUGAAACAAUUGAUGAAAGUGAAGAAAAACUUGAAGGUUUUCAGUAUGUAAAAAUGAUUGAUGUUGGUAAAAAAGUAGUUAGUUAUAACAUUCAAGGAUUUCUUGCUUCUCAAACUAUAUAUUUCCUUUUGAAUUUUAAUCUUUGUGAAAGACAAAUUUGGAUUACAAGACAUGGUGAAAGUCUUGAUAAUCUUACUGGUCGUAUUGGAGGUGAUUCUCCAUUAACUAAAAGAGGAGAGAAGUUUUCGAAGACAUUGGCGAAAUUCAUGAAUGCUCAACGACAAGAAUUUAGACGUCAACAAUUGGAAAGAUUUAGUAGUAGAUUGGAAUUGAAAUAUAAUAAGGAAUUAUUUAAUGAAGAUGAUGAUUUAUCAAUCUUAGAUACACUUCCUACUGAACCUAAUUUCUGUGUAUGGACUUCAAUGUUAUUAAGAGCUACAGAAACUGGGAAAUAUUUUAAUGAACAAUUAUUCUCUAUUAAAUCUAUGAGAAUGCUUAAUGAAUUAGGAGGAGGUAAAUUUGAAGGUAUGACUUAUGAUCAAAUUCAAGCUAAAUAUCCUAAAGAAUUUGAUGCUAGAUUAAGAAAUAAAUUAACUUAUAGAUAUCCAGGUGUGGGAGGAGAAUCAUAUUUGGAUGUUCUUACAAGAUUACGUCCUUUAAUAUCUGAAAUUGAGAGAACCACUGAUCAUUUACUUAUUAUUUCUCAUCGUGUUGUACUUCGAAUCUUACUUGCUUAUUUCCUUAAUCUUGAUAAAUCUAAUAUAGGAGAAUUAGAUGUUCCAUUACAUACACUUUAUUGUUUAGAAUCCAAACCAUAUGGAACUGAUUAUAGAAUGUAUGAAUAUGAUGAAAAAUUAGAUUGGUUUGUUGAAAGUCAACCUGAUCAUCAAAAGAAUAUGAAGGAAGUAGGAGUAUUGUUUAAAGAGAGAAAGUAUAGUGUAGUACCUACUGCUCCACCAUCAAGUAGUUCUGGUGGAUCGAGUCAUUAUCAUCAACACCAUCAUCAUCGUCAAUAUAGUGUAAAACCAACAGGAGGACCUACAAGAGAUAGAUCUAGUAUUGCUCCGGCUGUAAUGGAUCAUCCACUAAAUGAAACUUCAUUUAGUGUCAGAAGAAGUUUAAGUUUUGGAUCUUCCGACAGCAAUUCUACAAACAACGAAGAUACCAGAACCAAAAUCAUUCAAGGUUUAAGUGAUUUAAGAAAACCAUAAUUAUAUGGUUACAAUGAUAAUGAUAAUGAUUGUAAUGAUCCCAAGCAAAAGAAACAAAACAAAACAAACCAAACCCAACCAAAUUACAUUUAUAGAGUGUAUGUUUAUGAUUUUAUAGUAACCUCUUCGUAUAGGCGGCUUGUUGUUAUAUAUAAUUGUUUUAGGGUAUA
Scheffersomyces amazonensis is the source of this 3644-nucleotide messenger RNA. RefSeq names its product Pfk26p (gene PFK26). Gene Ontology annotation, cellular component: cytosol. Gene Ontology annotation, biological process: fructose 2,6-bisphosphate metabolic process; fructose metabolic process. The record is from RefSeq and is a predicted model, not a curated record. Bases 379 to 3474 code for a protein of 1031 amino acids. NCBI's taxonomy places the organism in Eukaryota, Fungi, Ascomycota, Pichiomycetes, Serinales, Debaryomycetaceae. The transcript has a single exon. Gene Ontology annotation, molecular function: 6-phosphofructo-2-kinase activity; ATP binding.